AAAAUGGUAAACAUUGUCAUGUCAAUACAAUAACACUUGCCUUUUCGUACUUUUACAUCCAAUAUCUCACGUUUACCGUUUUUCUUUAUACGUGAGUAAUACUGACCGUUGAACUACUGUUAAAUGAUGCCGUCGAAGAAAAAGAAGAAGACCAAAAGUAAUAACCAAGAGAAGAAAGCAAUGAGUGUCACGGAUGUUUCAAAAGAUUGCUCGAUAGUAUCUUUUAAUAAAUAUUUUACGCAUGAAGAAAUUCUUACCAUAAGAAAUACUUUGAAAGUUAAAGAUUUGUCUGGAAUUCCACCAAUGAUUGGCCCAGCGAUUUUAAACAAAGUCGAUUUGAUUGGAAGUAUUUUAAGCGAUGGACAUAAAAUUAACUGUACCGAUCAAAAUAAUAUAUCACCACUUACAUGGGCAAUCAAAUGUAAAAAUUUGGAAUGUAUCGAAGCUUUAUUAGUAAACGGAGCCGAUGCUACAACGAAAGCUUCAAACGGCGAUCACGUCCUUUUCGUAGCCCUCGAUAACAAGAUCUGGGACGAACAAUCUUUUAUUUUCUUAUGGAAUAAUAUCAACAACACGACUAUUGUUGAUAGCAACAUUAUAAACAGAAAUGGAAACAGUAUGCUUCACAUGGCUGUACGAAGAGAAUGGACAUUAUUUAUUAACAUUUUAAUCGAAAGAGGGGCUAACGUCGAUAUUAUUAACGUUACGAGAAUAACGCCAUUAAUGUUAGCCAGUUUUAGAAAUAAUAUUGAAAUCAUUGAAAAAUUGAUUUCCUCGGGAGCUAAUGUAUCGCUAGAAGAUAAAAAUGGAUUUAUUGCUUUGUGUUAUGCUUUAUCUUCUUCUAUUACAAAACAAUUACAAAUUCCAAAUUUGGUUGUGGAAAAAUUAUUAAGCGAGUUAUAUAAAUACGCAUUUUCAUUAGAAGAAUAUCUUGAAAAAAGAUUAAUGAUGAUAAUAAAUUCCCCAAAUACAACUCAAUGCAGUGGACAGACUAUUUCAGGUAUAUUAUUGCACAUUUUUACGUAUGUAGCAAGAUAUUCUGGUGAAGGAAUGAGAAUUCUUUUGGAUUUAAACGUUUUCCAAAAAAUCAGGAUGGCUGCUCAAAAAUACAUUGACGUACCAGAUAGAUUGAAAAUAAUUCUUUCAAUCCUUCUGGAACUCCUACAACAUCCAGAAUGUUGUCAAAAUCCCGUUGUAGAUGAACUAACUUUGUCUGACAUUUUUGAAAGGAGUGAUUAUGCUGAUGUUGCUUUAGAAAUAAUGAAAAAGUACGAAAAUGAUAAAACUUGUUCUUGGAUUGUUCCUUUGUGCUUUCGUUCUAUUAUGCAAGCAUGUUUGGUCAAAGGGCGUUGUCAAGAAUGGUUACAAAACAAUUACGAGGAUUUACAACCAUAUUAUGAGCAAAUAAGAAUUAUUUCAAUUCAAAACAAAACUACAGAUGAACGAACAUAUAACAAAAUGAAAAAAUUCGAAGUUCUCAUGAACUUACUUAUAAGCGGUGAAACGAUUUGCAAAAAAAUCAUUUACGGAAGAAAUAUCUUACAAGAAACCGAAAAAAACGAUGAUGAAUCAAAAAUGUUUUUAAAAAAGACUAAAAGACGCACAAAAGCUUUAAAAGCUAAAAUCGACAAAGUUAAAACUGCUGAGUUAAGAGAGCGAUUAACUUCAAAUAGAAAAUAUAUGGAACAAUUGCAAGAUAAUCAAAUAACCCAAGACUUUUCAUGGAUUGAUGACUCCCAACAAGAUUUUAACUUAGAAGAAUCCCUCCGUGACUUUGAAAUGAAUCAAUGCGAUAUCGUUAAUUCGCUUAAAAAAAAUUUAUUGGUCGGGAUCGAAGCUGAAAUUUUAUGUGAAAAAGCCAAAGAGUCGAUGACGCUUUCCUCCGAAGAUUGGAAAAGUCACAUUUUGAAUUUACCAUUUUCUUCCCGUGCAAAUUCCGCGUAUAAUCCUGAUUACCUAAAAGAUCCUACCUAUUUAAAACCAGACGAUUUUAUAAUUUUUUCCAGCGAAAAUAAAUCUUGGCCAGGAAAUACUUUAAACGACGCAAUCUACCCCAGUUUAAAAUAUUUAGAAAUACUUUUAAUGAAAAUUAUAAAUCGGUACCAAAAACAUUGGAUCAUUGAUAACCAAUUAGAAAAAGAAGCGGAUAAAAAUUUUUGCCCUAGAGAAGGAUUUUUAAGCUCCGACGAAUGUUUAGAACAAGGAACGAUACUUCAAAAAUUAGAACAAGAAAAAAUCGAUGCUUUACGAAAAGAAUUCGACGGAUUAAUACUAUACAUUAAACAAGUAGCGGCAAAAGAUAUUAAACAAUGCAAAAUCCUCAUCAAAAACGUAGAAUACGUUCUGCUUAGUCACGAAAUUCGUGGCACAACAAUAAUAUCGGAAGUUUGUCCGAUGGAAACGGUUUUUGUUAACAUUAAUCUUCCAGAAAACAUUGAUCUUCCUUGUCCCGAUUCGACAGAAAACGCCAUCGUAAAAUACAUGGAAGAUGUUUUAAACAACCGACGCGAACCGCUCGACAAAAUUCGCAUCAACGUCUUAGACCAACAACUCAAAUUCCUCACAAAAAAUUAUUUAUCAGACGACAUUUUAUUCAUGAAGGAAGUGAUUACGUUGCCUAAAUCAAAACCGAGUGAAUCAAAAAUCAAUAUCGAAGCUCAAAAGAAAACGUUGAAGAACGCUUAUCACAUGCAACAAUCGAUUUUGAAUGUUUGCGAUGAAAGCGAUGACGAAAUGGGGCGAUUCAAAGAAAUCGAUUUCAAUUACGAUCGGAUUUCAAAAACAAUGAUGUUUUUCAAUAAAAACGCUUUUUCGGUUCGUUCCGAUCUGAUUUUUAACGAUACUUUUGUCGAUCCAUUAAGAAAACCAGAAAACGAAGGCGAAACCAGCCGAUGGUGUACUUUAGUAAGAAGUUUAGAAAUGAUGGAAGAUUGCCAAAUAUUUUUAGACGGCAAAGUUCGAAUUAGUUGCAAAGAAAAACGGCAAUCUCACGUGAUUUCCACCGGAGGAAACUUCACUCCCGUCGAAUUAGGUUUAGAUUCUUGCGACCGACCAUUAGCGGUUAAAAGAAUACCGAAAGGAAGUUGCGUUUGUGAAAUGAUCAGGACAAUGUUAGUGGAUCUACUCGAUUUAAGACACAAAAAUUUACUGCAUUAUUUCGCGUGCGAUUACGAUACGAACGAAUUAAUCAUAGCGACUCCUCUUUGCGAAUACAACGUUGGACAGUAUUUAAUGCUGAUGAAACAAAAUCAGACUAAUUUAAGUGCUUUGGAUGUUGUUAAAGAAUUUUUAACCGGACUGUUAUUUUUGCAUAAUCGAGUUUAUCCUAUUGUACAUGGAAAUCUAAAACCUUCCAAUAUUUUUGUUGAUAUGAAUGGUGUCGUUAAAAUUGCUGAAUUUGGAAUACAUAGGGCUUUAUUUAAAUUUAAAGAAGCACCAAAUUCUUCAAUAAUUUGGUUUGCUACAGAGACUUACAGAACGUUUAAGCAACUUUCAACAAUGGAAUGUACCUCUGCUUCUGAUAUUCAAGUUGCUGGAAUGUUAAUUCACUUUUUAAUGACCGCGGGAAAGCAUCCUUACGGCGAUGAUAUGCGAGUAAUUCUCAAAAAUUUGGAUAAAGCAGUUCCUCAAUUAUCAGCAAAAAAUUUAGAACUUUCAGAUUUGAUAACGUGGAUGUUGUUGUAUGAACCAGUCGAAAGACCAACGAUUCAACAAGUCGUCACUCAUGUAUAUUUUUGGUCUCCUGAAAGAAAAUGGAGAUUUAUUUUGACAUGCGCCGGUUUAGGAACUCGGCCCAGUCAACCAGCACUUAAACUCGAAGAUCUUCACCUUUGCCUGGAUAGAGUAGCUUAUAAAGAUAAUAUAAAAGGUAAAUGGGUGCAAGUUGUUAAAAAACAAUUUCCGAAGAUUUCGUUUUCAUUCAACGAUGACACACCGACCGGUUUAUUGAAAUUUAUCAGGAACUGUAUGGAAAGUAAGGAUCCUUUGUGUUUUCACACCGAUUUAAACCUCUCCAGUUACAUAUUAACCGCAUUCCCGGCGUUCGCUCUGUCUUUGUACCGAAUGCUCGAGAAUUCCAUGUGGGUGAAACACUCAAUGUUCACCAGUUUUUACUCGUUGGAUAACAUUUUUACUUGAAUUUAAGAAUUAAAUUGAUCAAGUAUAAGAAUUUUCGAAGUUCGAAACUAAUUUGAAAGUUUUUAAUGAUAAAAGGUCAAUUGGAGAUUUUAUUUUUAUUUUAUACAAUACUUUUUUAUAUUUAUUUUUGAUGCGAUAAAAAAAAAUUAUGCACUUUUCAUGUAACUUAAUUGUAAUAUUAAUGAAAAUAUGUUUUAAACAGUUUUUACAAUUA
Messenger RNA from Onthophagus taurus, 4351 nucleotides. RefSeq lists its product as uncharacterized. Gene Ontology annotation, cellular component: IRE1-TRAF2-ASK1 complex. The record is from RefSeq and is a predicted model, not a curated record. Lineage: Eukaryota; Metazoa; Arthropoda; Insecta; Coleoptera; Scarabaeidae. Gene Ontology annotation, molecular function: ATP binding; RNA endonuclease activity; protein serine/threonine kinase activity. Gene Ontology annotation, biological process: IRE1-mediated unfolded protein response; intrinsic apoptotic signaling pathway in response to endoplasmic reticulum stress; protein phosphorylation.